Alternaria triticimaculans is the source of this 720-nucleotide messenger RNA. RefSeq lists its product as uncharacterized. Lineage: Eukaryota; Fungi; Ascomycota; Dothideomycetes; Pleosporales; Pleosporaceae. The transcript has 3 exons. The record is from RefSeq and is a predicted model, not a curated record. Bases 1 to 720 code for a protein of 239 amino acids.
AUGGCUGAGGUCGUUGGUACAGUUGCAUCUGUCGCUCAGCUUGUCCAACUGAGCGGUGCCCUACUCGCCGGCGGCUACAACUUCCUAUCGAAGGUCGCGCGAGCGCCCAGCGAGAUCCGGAGUCUCCUGACGGAAACCGCGGCCGUCAACAGCCUUCUCGCGCAAUUACAGCAAAUAGCAGAUACAUCGCCCAAGGCAGCUUCAGAAGAUGCGCUGCAGGCUCUUGAACGUGUUGGUGUCUUUCAAGAAUGUCAGUCAACGCUCAAGUCGAUCGAGCGGGCGCUGGCAAAAUGCGAGCAGGUCAAUGGUCAAGAUGCAAAGAACUUUGGAAGGAAACUGAUGUGGCCUUUCAAAGAGAAAGAAACCAAAGACGCUCUGCAGAGGCUUCAUCACAUGCGCGGGUUGCUUGCGAAUGCUAUCGAGGCCAACUCUGCAUCGGCAAUUCGGCGCAUCGAAGUAGGGCAAGGCCUCAUAUCAGACGAGAUGAAGAAUAUGUCUGAGCAGCUCCGUGCGCAGAUGAGUCGUGAGGAGACACAGAAGGGACGAUAUCCAACCCUUGCCACGACACAUGUCAUUCUUGCAGAGAACAUGCGUCCCGACAUCCAGCAUUACGUCGCGGAAGAACUUCAAGUGCGUGUUGCAAAAGGUGUGCUCAAAGUUAAGAACAAAGACAUCUUGUCCUCGAUGCGACAACAGAUCGUCCUCUGUGCGGGCACGUAA